AUCUGAUACUGCUCAGAGGAUUAUGACAGCUCUGCAGUCUAUUCCUGUAGAAGUUCAGACAAACAGAGAAAAUAACCAGAUAGAACUGUAAUGUUUCCAUCAAACCUUAAGGAGCUGGAGGGCAAGGACAGGUUUCUGCUGCCAUCUGGUGAUACUUUGCCGUAAUUCAGAAAUCAGAAAUGGGAAGUUGCAUCUCUCUUCAGUCUGUCAUACUGAUUGCUGUGUGCUGGAGGAGAGAAAUGUAUAGAGAAGACAAAGGAAAAUAAAGUAGGUGAUAAGGAUGCACAUCUGAGAAAUGAAAAGGCAAGCAUUUUGUAAGACUGAAAACCACUAAAAGCAGUCCUUUUAUAGCAGGAGGUUUGUGAUUCCAGAAUUGCCAUUUUAAAAACAUCUGCCAGCCCUGAAAAAAGUAGUGCUGGUGAGAUAGUCAGGACAGUGCAUACCAAUGAAAUGCUUGGCUGUCAAGAUACCAAAAUAGUGAGAUGUUACCAGGAUUCAGACUUGCCAACAUGGGGAUAUCAAGAAAGAAAUCUUUCAGUAGAAGCAAAAAAGCUGAAGGAUGGGGAAAAGAAAAUAGCUGUUCCUCUUAAAAGAAAGCAAAAUGUGUCUACAUGUUGUUCUGAGAAAACAAGAAGAUUACAUGUAAAGACCUGCACUUCUUCACAUGAAAGAAGAUACAACUGUAGCUCUGGACAAAGAGAGACUUCUGAAAAUUAUCCCUGUGAUAUUAGCACUUUGGGAUGUGAAGAAAAAAGAGAACUGCUCGCAACUAUAGAACAGGCAGUGGCUUUUGUAACUACUAUGAUAUUUCAAGAUGGUUCUUCGCAGCUCAGCUCAGAACAGGUCUCAACCUCAUCAGUAAAAGGAGUUGUUGUGCUAGUGAAGAAUCAGACCGAUCACCCUUUCCCUCCCAGCCACUCUUCAACUGGCUGUACUUGGAAAGCUGCUAAGGAAAAUGAUAAAUUAAUUUAUUUAAAAACUGAACGAUCAUCUCUCUGGGAACAAGAACAGGCUCACAUGAAAUUUUCUUGGCAAGUGUUGUUUCAAAUGCUACAGUGCAAAAUUCCAAUAAUUUGCUUCAAUGCAAAAGAUUUCCUGAGGACUCUACUUCAAGUUUAUGGUAAUGAAAUCAGCUGGAAACAAGUUGCCGAUAGUGUUGUGUUGGAUCCAAGGAUUGCAGCAUGGCUCAUAAACCCCAGCGACACAGUUCCUUCCUUUGAAUCUUUAAUACAGAAGUAUUUUGAAAAGCCUUUCUCAAAGGGAGCAGAAAAUACAGAUACAGGCACUUUGAGAAAUGCAUCUUAUCAAAACUUAGGUGUGAACUUGGAGAAGCUUUAUAAUGUAAUGAUGGACCUUGCUCGUGACUUAAAGGCUCAAGGUUUGUGGAACUUAUUUUGCACAUUGGAGCUUCCACUUAUCAAAAUUCUGGCAGUGAUGGAAACACACAAAAUAUAUGUGAACAAACAAGAACUGAAAAAAACAUCUGAGAUUCUGGGGUUGCGGCUCAAAGAGCUUGAACAGGAAGCUCAUCAAGUUGCUGGAGAACAGUUCCUGUUGACCAGCAGUUAUCAACUCCGAGAGGUACUAUUUGAUAAGUUAAAGCUGCAUACCCUGUGUGAGAAACUUCACAGAACUGAAAUACAGCAACUUGUGUCCACCUCAGAAGCUGUGCUAAAUAAAUUGCAAGAUCUUCAUCCUUUGCCUAAGAUAAUUUUAGAGUACCGUCAGGUUCAUAAGAUGAAAUCAACUUAUGUGGAUGGAUUACGCACGUGCAUGAGAAAGGGAUUUAUUUCCUCUACGUGGAAUCAGACAGGAACUGUGACUGGCAGACUUUCAGCCAAACAUCCUAACAUUCAAGGUAUCUCUAAGCAUCCAGUUAGAAUUACAAAGAAACAGUACAUAAAAGGAAAAGAAGAGGACAUAGUAACUAUUUCCCCAAGAACAUUGUUUGUUUCAAAAAAAGGAUGUACAUUUUUAGCAGCAGAUUUUUCUCAUAUUGAGUUAAGGAUCCUUGCUGACUUGUCAUCUGAACCAGAACUUUUGAAACUGUUCCAAGAACCUGAAAUCACUGAUAUAUUUUCCACAUUGGCUUCUCAGUGGAAAGGUAUUCCAAGUGAAGAAGUGAAACAUGCUGAUAGAGAGCAAGCAAAGCGUAUAGUUUACUCCGUGGUUUAUGGAGCAGGUAAAGAACGUCUUGCUGACUGCUUGGGAAUUACUCCUCUUCAAGCCAGUCAAUUUAUAGAGAGUUUUAUGCAAAAAUACAAGAAAGUGCAUGAAUUUACAAAGAAAACCAUUGAGCAAUGCCGAAAUAAAGGUUAUGUGGUUUCCAUAAUGGGACGUAAAAGACCCCUGGCCAAUAUCAAUGCACAGGAUUACAAACUGCGCACUCAGGCAGAGAGGCAGGCUGUCAAUUUUGUUGUUCAAGGCUCUGCAGCUGAUCUUUGUAAAAUGGCUAUGGUGAAGAUUUUUACCUCUGUUGUCGUUUCUUCCACUUUAACAGCCAGGUUAAUUGCCCAGAUCCAUGAUGAAUUGUUGUUUGAAGUAGAAGAUUCUCAAAUCCAGGAAUUUUCAGGUUCCCUUGAAAGUGAUUCUCACCACUGGGAAAUCAUGGGGGUGUAUGACAGAAUUGCAGGAGAUGUAAAGCAGCCAUCGGGGAUGUUAUUCAGUACCCGAACACCUCAUUGGCCUGUGCUGAUUCCUCACUGAAUCACUAGGCAACAGCGCUGCUGGAUCUUUCAUAAGCACCUAAUACUCUGCAUGUGAAUUUUUUUACUUCAUUUUGUCUGUAGCCCUAGGCAACAGCAGUGAGAUAAAACUGGUUUUUACCAGUUCAUUGUGUUUCCUUUAGCCAAGGUAACCAGCGGGGAGCUGCUUUUGUUCAGAGCUAAAUUACUACAUGUAAGAAAUGAAACAAGACAGUAUUAACCCUUUGGGAACAUCACAAAUAUAUUUGAGUUAGAGGGAUGUUUAGACUUCAAUGUUAAAUAUUUUGUGAGGUGCUUGUGUAAAAAUACUUCUACACUGGCACUAUUUGAACUGUAUCAGCAAAUGCUUAACUGUUGUAUUCAGCUUAUUUUGUAUUUUGUGAGUAGAAUGCAGAUGCUUGGUGUUCAUCAACAUAUUAAAUGUCCUGUUCCCCAGAGUUAGAAAAAGAGUUCUUUGGAAAUGAACUUGAUUUUUAUCUAGAAUUUUGGAGCAAAAGAAGUAAACAAAACUAGAAGCCUAAAUGCAAUAAAAAUAACCAGAUUGUUGUCAACUGAGUUAAUUUCAAACUCAAUUUGCACACUAUAAUCUUACUUAUGUAAUACUAAAUAUUGUCUAGAAAAAUUCUGGGAUUUAGCCUUGUGCAUCUAAGGUUUCGGGCUUUUACUCUAAUGUUUGGAUUUUUUAUUGAUAAUUUGGUUUUCUGUAGAGUUUAUUCUUUAAAUGAGCUUGCUUCAUAACAUUACUGUUUUACAAAUUCUGUCUCCAUGCUUGUGGAAUAUGAAGCUGUCCUCAAAGUCUGCUGCUAAUUAUUCAGAAGUUGAAGUCAAGCACAAAACUUUUAAGAGGUGUUCAGUAUGUUUCAGCAUUAGACAUCAAAGUUACACAAUUUAAAUUUUAGAAAUGUAUGGUUACAAAGACUUCGCAGCAUUUUUAAUUUUUACAAUUAAAUAAUUUUGCAUUGUACU
Messenger RNA from Chiroxiphia lanceolata (lance-tailed manakin), 3671 nucleotides. It is a transcript of the gene POLN, whose product is annotated as DNA polymerase nu. Gene Ontology annotation, molecular function: DNA binding; DNA-directed DNA polymerase activity. Gene Ontology annotation, biological process: DNA-templated DNA replication; double-strand break repair. The coding region runs from base 451 to 2706 and encodes 751 amino acids. The record is from RefSeq and is a predicted model, not a curated record. The transcript has 24 exons. Lineage: Eukaryota; Metazoa; Chordata; Aves; Passeriformes; Pipridae.